Capsicum annuum is the source of this 1561-nucleotide messenger RNA. RefSeq lists its product as uncharacterized. The coding region runs from base 88 to 1083 and encodes 331 amino acids. The transcript has 11 exons. The record is from RefSeq and is a predicted model, not a curated record. NCBI's taxonomy places the organism in Eukaryota, Viridiplantae, Streptophyta, Magnoliopsida, Solanales, Solanaceae.
UGUGUCUCCCUCUCAGCCUCUCUCCCGCCAUUCCUUAAAACACCGUAAAUCAAAAACACUAUACCAAAAAAAAAAUCAAGCUCGAAAAUGGCAACUAUUUUGUCAACAAACCCACUUGCUAAUCGACUAAUUCCUUCAAAUUCACACCGCUAUUCGUGUUACUUGCAUGGAACAAUGAGAAUUGGGCAAACGGGGAUUCACAUUAACAAAAGUUAUUCAAUAUCUUUAAUGGGUUCAUGGCAAUUCAGCAAGAGGAGAAAUUUCAUAUGUGCAGUCAGUAAAGAUGCUGAGGAAUCUUUCAAAAAGACGGUGGAGGUGGAUAGGCUUAUAGAUACACUGAGGGAGGCAACUGAUAAGGAACUGCCACAGCUAGUUGUGGAGAACGUUCUCGCUUUCAACGAGAGCUUUUGGAUAAGACUUGCAGCUAGAGCAGACACCUGCAAAUCCGACGAUGACAAAAAAGACUAUGAAGAGCUGGCAUUGACAGUAAUGAACAUCGUAGAUCGUCUUGUUCACAAGACAAAUGAAAAGAUAGAGGCAUCUACUGACGUGCUCAAAGCAAUCCUAAAACCUGUGGUUGAUGAAGUGGAAGAAAUUUCUUGGCCUCUUAGGGAUCCUGAGGCUCUCAAUCUUAUGGAGAAAGAAAUAAAUCUAAGGGAGCAAGAAGGCCAACUUGAUGAAGGGUUCCUCGCAGAAGUCAAUGCACAGCUGCGGCAAGCUAAAAAAGAUGGGGACAAGCCAGGACUUGAAGCUAUGUUACAAAAGGUUUUGCAAUUGUAUGCUUCCAGAUUGCUGUCAAAGCGAAGUUAUGCAAAAAAAGGAAAUGAAGUGUUGAAAGCUGAACAGUUUCUGGAGACCAUUAUCAAAGCACCAGAGGAAGAAUGGAACAAGCUCUUGCUAGAUGGCUUGACGAUUGGAAAAGGUGAUAUUUCGCCUGAGGAAUUGUAUGCUGUUAUUAAGAAGAGAAUGGAACGGACUUUGAUACGUACGGAGGGUGGCUCGUACCAGCAGCGAGUUCUGAUUGAGUAUCUGAAAGGUAUUGAGUCAAGAGCAGGGGAGAUUGUCAGAGUACUCCAAGGUUGAAACAUGGUAGUAAUUGCACCUGGAGGUACCAUAAGCCCACAUUCUUUAUAUGAAAAACAUGAUGAUAUGCAGACAUAUAUUAUCACUUCUUUACCAUACAUUACUGAGCCGCAGCCUUUAUAAGCAAUCUGAGAACCACAAUCACAUCCCUGAGCUAUGACGUCCACGAUGUGGCUGAUCGUGUUUAACGUCUUCCAUUUUUGUCCGAUCAUCAUAUCAUCUUUUUUGUUUUUCUUUCUCCAAUCAUGUCUUGUUUUUAUUCAAUUUCUCUUCUCGUGUCUCAUGUUUGGUCCCUUGUACAUUCUUUAACCUGUAAAUCCGGAAUGACAAUUUUUGCUGAGUGCAAUACCGAAAUGUGGCUCUGCAGUUUUUGCAAUUUUUAAAUUGGAUAGCAUGGCCUGUAUCUAUCCGUUGUGAACUGGUGGAACUGUAGUCCAUGUCCGAUGUUAAUGAAAUAAAUCAAUUGGUUUGGCUUCCA